AUGAUGAAGGGUCCUUCGGAGGCGAUCGACUCUCCCAACAGCAUCGAGCUGGCAAACCAGACUGCCGUGGGUGAAAAGCAUGGCACGCAAAGUGAUGAGAGCGAUAUGGACCGCAUGGGCAAGCUGCAGGAGUUGAGGCGGCAAUUCAAGUUCUUGACCAUCUUCGGCUUUGCUGUACUCCUUGGCAGUACAUGGGAAUACGCAUUGAUUGGUAUCGGAAUCUCACUCUACAAUGGAGGAGCUGCCGGUGGUAUCUGGUUACUUGUCGUUGUCUGCUUCGGCAUGUUCUUCGUCACGCUUUCAUUGGCAGAGAUGGUGUCCAUGUAA
Molecule: messenger RNA, 327 nt
Organism: Alternaria infectoria
Lineage: Eukaryota; Fungi; Ascomycota; Dothideomycetes; Pleosporales; Pleosporaceae
Exons: 3
Coding region: 1-327 (108 amino acids)
Source: RefSeq, a predicted model, not a curated record